AUGCUGAUUAAACCGACUUAUAUUUGGCCCUGCUAUUUAAUAAUUGCACUAAGUGAUAUAGUGAGUGGUCAGCUACACAAUCCAUUGUCACAUUAUAUCGAGGGACGCCUUGGUAACAGAAAAAUUUGGUGGUGUCCAUCGGGAUACGGAUAUUUGGCUUACUGUCCACAGCCAACAGAUUGGGAUAGCUACAAUUGGUGCUGUACAUGGCCAUAUUUAGGCUCAUGGAAGCCAUCUUGCUGUCCAUUUGCUAUUCCAACUGGUGCAUUAAUUGCUAUUAUUAUUGCUUCACUUAUUUUAAUAGCUUUGCUUAUUUUCCUGUCCUGUUGGUGUUGCUUCUGUUGUCCACUUUAUAAGCAACUUUAUGAUAUCGAUGAGAAGGAUUAUGAUGCAAGGCGCUAA
Messenger RNA from Brugia pahangi, 402 nucleotides. The record is from the annotation of a GenBank genome assembly. Lineage: Eukaryota; Metazoa; Nematoda; Chromadorea; Rhabditida; Onchocercidae.